Messenger RNA from Tribolium madens (black flour beetle), 1524 nucleotides. It is a transcript of the gene igl, whose product is annotated as neuromodulin. The transcript is spliced from 5 exons. Gene Ontology annotation, molecular function: calmodulin binding. The record is from RefSeq and is a predicted model, not a curated record. Bases 192 to 740 code for a protein of 182 amino acids. Lineage: Eukaryota; Metazoa; Arthropoda; Insecta; Coleoptera; Tenebrionidae.
GGCGUAAGUAGUUGCAGUAACGUCAAAAUUACUAAUUGUGGACAAAUGCAUGCCUAGUGUGGAAGCCAAACAUUUGAUUAACAAACUUUUCCCGCUCCCUCGUCGCCCUUCGAGAAGAAAAACUGUCACACCAGUGCGAUGUCUCACACCAUAACAAAACAAAGUUGAUGGAAAAUUUGGGAAAUUAGAAAAUGGGUUGCAACACUAGCAAAGAGACUGUGCCACCAGAAGAAGAGAAUAGGGAACAAAAAGAAAAUGAAAAAGACACAAGUGAGAGAAAAGAGGACACGAAGCCAGAAUCUGCCAAAACUGUGACUCUCUCCAACGGUGGUGUCCUAGUCUCUAACUCACUCACUCAAGAUUCAGAUCUUGAAGACGCAGCUGUGAAAAUACAAGCGGCUUUUCGCGGUCACCAAACAAGAAAAAAUAUGAAACAACCCGGAAAACAUGAGGAGACUGAACCCACUCAACAGGAACUUGAAGCGGAAUUCAGAUCCGACGAUCACGAACUGUGUCACGCCGCCACGAAGAUCCAGGCUUCUUUUAGAGGGCAUAUGAUAAGAAAACAAAUGGAGAAAAAGGAAGAUGAGACAGAUCCCUCCCAACCCAAGAAAAAUGAGGAGGAAGAACUAGACAUAGAUCUUUCAGACCCGGACUUAAAUAAAGCCGCUGUGAAAAUACAAGCUUCGUUCAGGGGUCACAUGGUUCGUAAGGAAAAUGAAAAUGAACCAAGUAACUAAACGAGAACCACAACCGUUGAUAUAUUUGUUCGUGUUUGUUGAAAUUGAAACUAUACAAAUUUAUCUAUUUUGAAGCGUUAUUAUGACAAAUGUUAUUUAAAACCACGUAAGACGACGGAAAUUAUAUUUAUUAGGUAUUUUAGAAGUAAUACAAUUCUCCUUGCAUUGUAGAAUACCUUUGAUUUGUGACAUACCUCAGAACUCGAUAAUUAACUAAUUAAUAAUUAACCAAUGCAUUUCAGGGUUUUAAUUAUUACAAGUGAGAUUUCAGUUAGAAAUAUGAACAAACACAAUCAAUCCAUCUUCGAUGUCGACAGAAAACUAUUAUAAAAUGUUAAGAAUAAGUUCAACUGAAAUAAUUCUCUCUAAAAAAAAAAAUAACUUGAAAAUGUGUCACUUUUUCUAGUUCGGAAGAUCUAAGAUACUUCAUCUUGUAUUCACAAAAAAACUAAAAAUUUAAUUUUAAUAUGGAAAUUAUUUGUUUCAAAUUGUUCUUUUAAAAAAUUCGACAGUUUCAAUUUUUAUUACUGCGUUGGCAAAAGUGAAAUUUACAAAUUCAGUGAUCAAUUUGAAAAAAUUAAAUAUAAUUGCAAUUAUAAGUCUCAAAUUUGAGUGCCUAUAACACUAUAAUCAAUGUAUAUUGUAUUUUAAGAAUGCAUACAGGAUGCGCCAAAACUCGCGCCCCAGAGAAAAAUGUUAAAAAAAUUCUAUCUAUAAAAAUUUCGAAGUUAUGAGAGUGACUCUAUUUAUUUUUGCAUCAUUUCUAAAUAAUUAUAAUAAAAAG